AUGGCGGUUUCCAAUUCUGAUAAUGAAGAGGAGGAUACAAUCUUCAUGAAUUCCAUUGUUAACAAACCCCCAGAGAAGAGACAACGAGUUCCAUCGGCUUACAACCGAUUUAUCAAGGAAGAAAUCAGGAGGCUUAAGGAUGAGAAUCCAAGCAUGACUCAUAAGGAAGCUUUCAGUACAGCAUCAAAAAAUUGGGCUCAGUUCCCUCCAAUUCAGUACAAAGAAGAUGGUCCAGAUGGAGAGAGUUGCACCAGCCAGAGAGAAGAAAAUGUGGCAUGGGAAUCUGAUGUGCCUGAGGCAGUCGAAGAUGGCAAAGUUUUCCGCGAGACAAAGGCCCCAAGGCAUUCCAUAUGGGAAGGACACCCUUCGAGUGAAUGA
This is a messenger RNA of Pyrus x bretschneideri (Chinese white pear), 378 nucleotides long. RefSeq names its product axial regulator YABBY 4-like. The transcript is spliced from 5 exons. The coding region runs from base 1 to 378 and encodes 125 amino acids. Gene Ontology annotation, cellular component: nucleus. Gene Ontology annotation, biological process: multicellular organism development; plant ovule development; cell fate commitment. Lineage: Eukaryota; Viridiplantae; Streptophyta; Magnoliopsida; Rosales; Rosaceae. The record is from RefSeq and is a predicted model, not a curated record.